AGCAGGUACUGCCAGGCUUCUUCCAAGAGGAGAAAAAACUGCACUAGAAAUCGCAUAUUGUGUGCAUCUUCUACUUUACCUCGCUUCGUAGAUAUCUGUUGUGCAAAACCACGUUUCUCUCACAUUUUCACAUCGCUCUAGGGUUUCUUCAACUUCAUGGCUUCCCCUAGUCAUUUCGAGGAUGACUUCGAUUUCUUAGGUGGAUUUAGCGCAAGACAUUCAGGUACUAAGAGGUCGUCUCCCGAUUACGACGAUGAAGAUUACGACAACGAUCCUUUUGCAACAAAGAAGGCUAAAUCAAAAGCUGAAGAAGCCUCUGGUGUAACUACAGGAAUGAUUUUGUCCCUGCGUGAGAGUCUUCAGAACUGUAAGGAUACACUUGUGACAUGCCAAAAUGAACUUGAGGCUGCAAAAUCUGAGAUUCAGAGUUGGCAUUCUACACUUAAAAAUGAGCCUUCUGUACCUGCUGGGGUCACUCCAGAUCCCAAAAUGUUGAUUAAUCAUCUUCAGACCUUGAAAACCUCUGAAGAAUCUUUAAGAGAGCAGCUUGAAAAGGCGAAGAAAAAGGAAGCUGCAUUCAUUGUAACAUUUGCAAAACGAGAACAGGAGAUAACAGAGUUGAAGUCUGCUGUGUGGGAUCUGAAAGUGCAACUCAAGCCACCGUCUAUGCAGGCUCGGAGGUUGUUACUAGAUCCAGCUGUUCAUGAAGAGUUCACUCGUUUAAAGAAUUUAGUCGAGGAAAAGGAUAAAAAGGUGAAGGAGUUGCAAGAUAACAUUGCUGCUAUGAAUUUUACUCCCCAAAGCAAGAUGGGGAAGAUGCUGAUGGCUAAAUGUAGAACCCUGCAGGAGGAAAAUGAGGAGAUUGGAAAUCAAGCUUCUGAGGGGAAGAUACAUGAAUUAGCACUGAAGCUUGCAUUGCAGAAGUCCCAGAAUUCACAACUUAGAAGUCAAUUUGAAGGGUUGCAGAAGCACAUGGAAGGACUGACAAAUGAUGUGGAAAGAUCCAACGAAACGGUUCUCAUGUUACAAGAUAAACUCGAAGAGAAGGAUCGGGAAAUCCAAAGACUAAAACAUGAGUUUCAGCAGAAAAACGUAGAGGAUGCAAGGUCUGAUGCAACUUUGACCAAAAAUGACAAUAACGAGACGACAGCUGGAGAGGCUGCGAACUAAUUUGACAGUAUAAUUUUUUGUAGGAAACAAUUGCUUUUCAUUUUAAUGUCUUUAUACUCCUGUAUAUUAUGUUAAUAAUUUUUUGCAUAUCUAUGAGGAAUGAUUAUGCUUCUACUUUGAGUGGAAAUAUAGUCCUCGUAGUUGAACAUGGUGCCAUUUUUAUACUUCACUAUCUGUUACAAUGGAGUUGUGUUCUUUAAAAGAAGAAUCUUUCUAAAUAAAAUUGGAGAUAUAUAAAACACAAGAUAUGGACACUAAAUUGGGUGGGGGAGCAGUACAAGUUUUCAUCAGGAGAAAGGAUUUUUAAAUCAUUAGAUUGUAUUUCCUUUCAAUGUCAUCAAAUUUCAACCAUGGUGGCGUGCGGAAACCGGUUGUGGUUUCCGAAUCUGUUGCAACAACAUGGAGAAUGUGAAGUGGGUUUCUGUGACGGCUCGUGGAGGUCACUUUUUGCAUGGCGGCUGGCGGUGGUGAGACGGUAAUGGUGGAAAAAGCGAACUGAAGAAAGAGAUAAGUAGUAGUAAAGUAGCAAAGUGGAAGAGAUAAUGCAUCAACUGCUUCAUAAGAGAUGAGAUAGGAAGCGGUGGUGGCACACAUCAACCCUAAUUGCAUCAUUUGAUGUGCUUUAUGAAUGUUUAAUACAUAAAGGUCAAAAUUUGGAUUAGGCCUAUUAAUAUUAUUUAACCUAAA
Molecule: messenger RNA, 1857 nt
Organism: Vigna unguiculata (cowpea)
Lineage: Eukaryota; Viridiplantae; Streptophyta; Magnoliopsida; Fabales; Fabaceae
Gene: FIP37
Product: FKBP12 interacting protein 37
Biological process (GO): regulation of alternative mRNA splicing, via spliceosome; mRNA modification
Cellular component (GO): nucleus
Source: RefSeq, a predicted model, not a curated record